CCCCGCGAUCGCCAACCCCGCAAUGCGAGCCUUGGUAACUACCAGAGUUCUCUUCUUUGCAGCAUUAUUUUGAAAUUUGACGAGACCUUAAACUUUAUUGCGAAAUAGAGGAGUUCAUAUACAACUACUAAUAGAUCUCACCUCUUGCUUGCGGCACCUCCCCCGGAACCAAGAUCAUGCCCCUCGUCGUCCCCGACAUCAACGCCAUUGCGGCAACCCACGCUCGCGAUGCAAUCCCUCCUGAGGCUCUUCUCCCUAUCUUGACAAGCUCCCCUUUCAUCCCAUCGCGGUCUUUAUUCAACAUGCGCGAUGUCGGCGCUGUGGAAGGCUGCUCCAUCCCCCCAGGAAGAAUAUAUCGAUGCGGCGCUCUCGACCAUGCUGCUAAGGACCCCGAAGCUCUUGCAUGGCUCGGAGCCAACUUGAAGACUAUCUUCGAUCUCCGUAAGGCCGGUCCUGAGAGAGACACGGCCCCCGACCCCGUUGUCCCUGGAGUUGAAAAUGUCUGGCUUCCCUCGCUGGGCGACUAUCCUACACCAGACCUUGCCGCUUUCGCAGAGAAUGGUGGGCGCGACGCCUGGAAAUCCCAGUACGUCAACAUCGCUCGCGUCUAUGCGCCAAUGUAUAAGGCUGUUCUUGAACACAUUCGUGACCGACCGACCGAACCAUUCCUAUUUCACUGCACAGCUGGCCGCGAUCGAACUGGUGUCCUUGCCGGUCUCAUCCACUACCUAGCAGGUACUUCAGAAGAGGAUACAGUCAAGGAUUACAUGCUCUCCCGUAUUGGCAUCGAGCCCGCUCGCGACAAGCUCAUGCAAUAUGCUAUGCACAGCGUGGGCACUACUGACCCAGAAACACCCGGAUUUUACAACCUUGUCAACCUCAAACCUGAAUAUUGGGCGGCGUUUUUGGAGGGCCUCAACGAUGAGUAUGGUGGUUGGGACGGCUACAUCUCCAAGGGCCUUGGCUUCUCUGAAGCUGACGUUGCAGAAAUAAAGAAGAACUUGCGCCAAUGACGUAGAAAAAAAGACGCCAUAGAUUUUGAUAGACAAAUACACAUGACCCAUUCACAGUGCAAUAAAAUGCAGGAGCUUUCUGGAAGGUGGUGUUGUCCUUCACUCAUUACAUCAUCGUGCUCAUCGCAACUCGUAACGUUCCUAUGCG
Molecule: messenger RNA, 1161 nt
Organism: [Torrubiella] hemipterigena
Lineage: Eukaryota; Fungi; Ascomycota; Sordariomycetes; Hypocreales; Clavicipitaceae
Source: the annotation of a GenBank genome assembly